CUGUUUCCAAACAGGAAAUCAAGAUGACGUCCCCGCAAGCCCUCAUGCUUGCUCUCGCUCUCGCUCUUGCUCUCGCCCUUACUUCCACUGCUUCUGCUACUGUUUCGACUACGGAGCGGACAGUGGUUUUUUCGCGGGCGCCUGACGCCUUUCCAACAAACUGGCGGCUGAACGGCGUGCCACCUGCUGCUGCCUCGAUGCGCAUCCACUUUGCGCUCCGCCAGCAGAACAUUGCCCAGCUCGAGGCUGUGGCCACUGCCGUGAGCGAUCCCGACUCGCCGCAGUACGGCCAAUACCUCACCCCGGCCGAGGCCACCGCCAUCGUGGCACCCUCGCCCGACGUCCGCGCCCGUGUUGUCGCCUGGCUCGCCGAGGAGGGCGUGCCGGCCAAGGCCGUCUCGGGUUCGCUCGACUCUGUCCGCCUCAUUGCACCGGUCGCCGUCAUUGAGCAGGUCUUCCACACCUCGAUCGUCGCCGCCGAGCACGAGCUCACCGGCGACGGGGCCCUCGUCGCCGUGGGCGAAUGGUCCGUCCCGGCCCACCUCGCUAACGACAUUGCCAUGAUCACCGGCAUCUCCGACUUUCCCAUUCGUCGCUCGUCCGCGGCGCGCGCCACCCUCCUUGCCGGUGACGCUCCCGAUGCUGACGGCGACGCCGAUGCCGGCGAGAACCCAUACUCCACGCCGUCGACGUACUCAAACUCGGCCUUUGGCAACGACUUCUGGCCGCAGCUCGGCCGCGUCGUGCCGCAGACCAUCCAGCGUGUGUACAACAUUUCGGCCGACCACGCCCAGGCCUCGUCCAAGGUCACCCAGGCCGCAGUCGAGUUCCAGGGCGUCGACUGCUUCUCGUACACCGACAUGGAACAGUUCCAGAUUCACGUCGGCGUCAAGUUCACCAACGUCUCCAAGAUUAUCGGCGACACUACCCGGUUCCAGCCCAUCUCCUGCCAGGGCGAGACCAACCUCGACCUCGAGCAGAUGCUUGGCGUGGCGUCGCAGGCCCAGACCUGGUACUUCUCCGUCGACCAGUGGAUCUACGAGUUUACCCAGGAGUACCUCGCCCUCCCGGCCGCCGACUCGCCCAUGGUCACUUCGCUCUCCUACGGAUGGAUGGCCAACGAGCAGUGCCAGAUUGGCCAGGCCGCGUGCUCCAAGCUCGGCGUCAGCUCGCAGGGCUACGUUGAGCGGUGCAACACCGAGCUCGCCAAGCUCGCCGCCGCCGGCAAGUCCGUCAUCGUCUGCACUCAGGACGAGGGUGCACCGUCUGAUCUCAACACCGAGUGCCAGAACUCACAGAACCCGGUUACUCCCAUCUACCCGGCCUCCUCACCGUGGGUCACCUCGGUCGGCUCCACUGCUCUCCUUGACAAGUUCCCCAAGCCCAGCACGGCCGCUGUCGCCGCCGACGCCCCGGCCGCUGACGCUCCGAUCUGCUCCAAGAUCCGCUGCUCCCAGGGCACCAAGGAGGCUGUUGCCAUGUCGCCGAACGCCGCCUUUACCUCAGGCGGUGGAUUCGCCGACUAUGCCGCCCGCCCUGCGUGGCAGGACGCCGCCGUCAAGUCGUUCCUCGCCGACUCGUCCGCGCUCCGCCCCGACUCCCGCUUCUUCAACGCCUCCAACCGCGCCUACCCGGACAUCGCCACCAUGGGCACCUCCAUCUUCUAUCUCGCCAACUGGGGCCAGCCCGGCUCGCACAUGCACACCGAGGGCGGCACCAGCGCGUCGACGCCCAUCUUCUCCGGCAUUGUCUCGCUCCUCAACUCGGUUCGCGUCGAGUCUGGCGCCGCCCCGCUCGGAUUCGUCGCCCCGCUCCUCUACAAGAUGGCUGACGAGUGCCCCGAGUGCUUCAACAUCAUCACCUCUGGCAACAACACCUGCACCGGCUGGGGCCGCCAGAUGCCGUGCUGUGAUGGCGCUGGCUACGGCGCCCGCAACGGAUGGUCUCCCACCGUCGGCCUCGGCACCCCCAACGUCGGCAACAUGAUCGAGUACGUCAAGCGCAUGAAGCGGUGAUGGUACCCCAUCCUAUACCCAUUCCCCUCAAACCGCAUUUUUUCCCGUUUCCGGUCCAAAGCGCACCUCUGUGUAUGGCCUCACAUCAACAAACGAUCCACAGUGGUG
Molecule: messenger RNA, 2123 nt
Organism: Thecamonas trahens ATCC 50062
Lineage: Eukaryota; Apusomonadida; Apusomonadidae
Product: tripeptidyl peptidase
Exons: 1
Coding region: 24-2015 (663 amino acids)
Biological process (GO): proteolysis
Molecular function (GO): serine-type endopeptidase activity; tripeptidyl-peptidase activity
Source: RefSeq, a predicted model, not a curated record